Molecule: messenger RNA, 5469 nt
Organism: Syngnathoides biaculeatus (alligator pipefish)
Lineage: Eukaryota; Metazoa; Chordata; Actinopteri; Syngnathiformes; Syngnathidae
Product: SUN domain-containing ossification factor-like
Exons: 24
Coding region: 218-4051 (1277 amino acids)
Biological process (GO): protein folding in endoplasmic reticulum; regulation of bone remodeling
Cellular component (GO): cytoplasm; membrane
Source: RefSeq, a predicted model, not a curated record
GCGGCCGUGACGUCAUGACAGUUGUUGGUUUGUUUGCCUAUCGAGCAGCCGCAAGCGCGAGCGAGCGACGGAGCGACGGAGCGACGUCAAGUCACCCAAAUUGAAAUUGGCCGAGUUUCGCUGUCCGUCGUUGCCCAGCAGAGGCCAAAAAAAAGAGGUGGACCGCUUCGACGCGUCGUACAAGCACGUCGAUGAUGUCUUUCCCGACGGGACAGGGAUGAAGAUGACAACAUGGCGAAUUGGGACACUACUGUGGCUUUGUCUGUCGCUCAUAUUUUGGUUUCCCGGCUGCCGUGUUGAAUGCGGAGAGCCAGACCAGGAGGCCCAAAGUUCACAGCCUUCGCAGGACGUCAUUUUGGAGGAAGAAUCGGGAGACGCUCGGCGUCAACACGAGGAUGACGAGAACUUGGCUCUGCCCUGGCAGUCCUCGUCCAAAAAUGAGCGUCAGAAAGAGGAGCAGCCUCCGCAGGCCACGGACACCCAUUCCAAGGACUCGGAGCUGGACGACCCCCCACCAGUAGAGGUCAACGAUGACCUUUCACCGCUUGAGACGGAGCGCGAGCGACACUUGGAAACGGAAAAACUUGACGCGCCCGCUGCUCAAGACCAAGAAUCAGUUGUCCUGAUUAUGUCUUCCGAUGCGGUCUACGAAUCGGGCGUCGAGGACAGUGACAGCCCGGGUAUUGUGGCGUCUAUUUCUGCAAAACUCUUAACUUGCUCGUGGCAUCUUAGUGCUUCAGGUGAUGAAGAGGAUGAAGCUCAUCCUGCGGCCCCCGACUCGGACUCGCCACCUGCCGAAUGUGAAGAAGAGGCAAAUCCUUUUGAUCGUGACACGCAGCGUCCUCCGGCAGUCUUGGAAAACAUGUCAAAUGCUCACACCACCGGUACCAAAACCCACAGUGAUCCUCCUCCCAGUGCACAAGAGGGCCGACGUCUGGAUGGGAACAGGUCGCACUCCCUGAACGAGCAAGACGUGAGCGCCGCGGUCACCGUGGACACGGAACCCAGCGUGAACGGCAAAGACCCAGAAGACAUCCCGACAUUUGAUGAGUGGAAACGGAAAAUGAUGGAGGUGGAGAAUGAAAAAACGUUGUCCGCGCACACUUCCACCAACGGGGGCUCCGGUGCGGUGAAGAAGGUCCAAAAAAACUUCAACAAUUACGCUUCCGUUGAGUGCGGCGCAAAGAUCCUGGGGGCUAAUCCAGAAGCGAAGAGCACGUCAGCCAUACUGAAGGAGAAUAUGGACCUGUACAUGCUAAACCCUUGCAGUAACAAAAUCUGGUUCAUCAUUGAGCUCUGUGAGCCCGUUCAGGUGAAGCAGUUGGAUAUUGCCAAUUUUGAGCUCUUUUCGUCGACGCCCAAAGACUUUCUGGUCUCUAUCAGUGACAGAUAUCCCACCAACAAAUGGCUCAAGUUGGGAACCUUUCACGGCCGAGACGAACGCACCGUCCAAAGCUUCCCAUUGGAUGAGCAGCUUUAUGCGAAAUAUGUGAAGAUGUUCACCAAGUACAUAAAGGUCGAGCUGCUCUCUCACUUUGGCUCUGAGCAUUUUUGCCCGCUCAGUCUCAUGAGAGUUUUUGGGACGAGCAUGGUGGAAGAGUAUGAAGAAAUAGCUGAGCCUUCUGAAAGACCAGAAGAUCCGGAUGAUGACUUGGAUCACGCAUCCGGGCUUGGACCCGGUGAAGUCAAGUAUUCCAAGAAUCUGAUUGGCUCGGCUAAGGAUGUCAUUUUGAACAUGGUCAAUAAUAUCGCCGUAAAUGUUCUCGGUGGCAACUCUGAAAUGCAAGGAAACCUUUCAUCCCAGGACGUGAGCGCGAAGGGGCCUGAUUUUAACGAAACGACGACCCAAACUCCCGUCACAGCCCCGUCCGGCGCUUCAGAUUUGGAAGAGGCAAGCGUGUCAGCGGACCCAGACAUCACGGAAACCGCCGCCCCGUCCCCAACAACUGCGGCCCCCGAACUUCCAGCAACCGACGAUCGCGUCCCGCGGCCUCCCCCGCCGGAUCAACAAAUUGUCAUUCCUCUGGAGCCGGAGGAAGAAGAACCGAUCGGCUCGACAGUCACACUUUUGGAUGGAGACGACGAGUCGGAAGGGGAGAAGCAGCACGUGGAUGAGAAUGAAGCAGCAAAUGUUGACCCGGGCACGCUUCUUCCCGUCUUUGCUUCUUGUUCGUGUGCAAGCUCCCUCCAGGAGUAUCUGCAGCGGCAGUGUUUGGCGCUGCUCUCCAAAAAGCGCAAAUGCCCACCCGCGGACAAGGAGCAAAUUGCUCCUUCCGUCCACACUCCCACUUGGCUCCCACCCGCGCCCUCCUCUGCCCGUCCUGAACCCGAGCAGGAACACAGCGAGCCGCAUCCGCCCCACGAAAGGCAACAACUUCCUGGGGGGGAGCCGGAAAGCGAAGCACCUCAGCCUCGGGAGAAGACCGAAGUCCAAUCUCAUUCUGACUCGAUGUCCGAACCGCCUCCCCUGGAGCCCAGUCAAACUGACUCAUCUUCUGCCAACCCCGCCAUUGUCGAGACCCCCCGGCUUUCUUCCGAGGCUCCAGCGGUGGCACAAAGCUCAGAAGCGAGCCGAGAUUCGCCGGCCGUGGAGACGACCACGGAGGCUUUACCGCCUCUCAGUAGCGCAGUCGGCGUCGGACCCGCAGCGGAAGAUGGCAAAGUGGCAGCGACACAAGUAAAAGCCAGCAUAGUGUUCAGUGACUCCAUCCCGAAGCCUGACGUGACGGGUGAGUCCCGGACCGCUUCUCCCCCGGUGGAACCGUCCCCCGACCCGGCAGCUCCUUUUGACGGUCUCCCUCUUCCCACUGAGCCAUCCCAGCCCACGAUGCACCCGCCCGUCGAACUUGAGCCCUCCAGUAGCGCCGCGGUCGUCUCAACCGACCUGACAGAAGAGGUCUCUACCCCUGCCGCCUUCCCCCCUUUGCCUUCGACAUCCCCCUCACCGUACCUGUCCGACAUCUACGCGGACCCUCCGAACGGCACCGAACCGAACGGCAGCCCGGUGCACGGCUCCAGCCAGAAGGAGUCGGUCUUCAUGCGACUCAACAACCGCAUCAAGGCCCUCGAGAUGAACAUGUCGCUCAGCGGCCGCUAUCUGGAGCAGCUCAGCCAGAGAUAUCGCAAGCAGAUGGAGGAGAUGCAGAAGGCUUUCAACAAAACGAUUAUUAAGCUUCAGAAUACCUCCAGAAUUGCGGCGGAGCAGGAUCAGCGUCAGACGGACUCCAUUCAGUUGCUGCACGGCCAGCUGGAGAACGUCACUCAAAUGGUUCUGAACCUGUCGGUCCAAGUCAGCCAGCUGCAGAAUGAGGUGUCCGACCGGCACACGUACGUGCUGCUGUGCCUGCUGCUGGGUCUGUGUUUCGGGCUGGCGCUGUUUGCCAACCGCUGCCGCAUCUCCAUCACGCCUCCGCACGCCGAGCCGCAGCCGCCCACGGCGAACAGCUACAGCUACUGCUGUCCCGAGAGAAAUUUCACCUCCGGUGACGACUGCAGUUUGAAGAGGAGCGCAUCGUACCCGCUAAUCGGCUCCGUCCAGUUAGUGCCCACUAAAGGUCCUGAAAGUCUUCAUCCCGAGGAGAGCCAAGCUAACCGAAAGAAAAGACGACACGAGCUGAAAGCGGAGUCGCUGACGUCCUCCCGCGCCCCUCCGCCGGCCUGCAAAGGAGCCGCCGUAUGGAACGGCGUUCCCGUCGCGACAAAGCCCGCCUCCCUGACGAGGAGGCUCCUCCCCCCCGCCUUCCGAGACUCUCCGUCUUCGGGCAGCUCGGAGGCGUCUUCCCACUCGGACGAAGCGUCCUUCUGCGGAAUCGCCGCCGCCUGCUCUCGGAUAUGCGACGGUCUGCCCCUGGCCGAGACCCGAGCAGAGAAAAGGGCGUUAAGACGCAGGCGCGCCAAGCCCACUUGUGCCGUGGUGGACUUCCUUCAGGUCCCGCUCGCAGACAAAAGCAACACCUUGUCCAUAUCUGCCACACAGGACAUCAUGAACAUGAAGUCAAAGCAAAGCUCCGGGACUUUUGGACUCAAAAUCCCUCUCUCAGGACCCGUCUGACAUGGAAAGUGGACACAGACUGCAAGUUUGCACUCGUGGCUAAAGUCAUUGUUCAAAAAGCUCGACUGAUGACGUCACUUCCCGUUGAAGGGAAAAAAAAAAAAAAAAAAAAGGUGACUGCCAUCAAUUCUACUGUUUGUUUGUUUCGUCCUUCGUCCAACGUUUACAGUUGAAGCCAGAAAUUUACAUCCACUGAGCAAAAAGACACGAUCUGAAGUCAAAUCAGACUGGGAAAAAAAAGACAAAGAUCUUGAGUUUUGGAGACAAAGUUGUUUGGCCGGAAUGAGCAACGUGACAUCUGGAGGGAAAAGGGGGAAGCUGGCAGCGCUGAGGACACCGUCCCAACUGUGAAGCACGGAGCUGGCGGCAUCAUGUCGUGGCUCCGUUUUGCUGCAACGGCGGGAACUCCGCGGAGCUCGGCAUCGUGAAGACAGAAACAUAACAAUCUUCUGUGAUGAAUGAAUUAUUCCUUCUCAUUGUUGUGGCAUUUAGGAAAAAUUCAACCAUUUUGGUGACCCGGACUGACCUGUGAAACGGGUUUAGUCCGAAUGGACUUCAGUGAGACAAAAAACUGAAAUGAGUUUUUUGCACUGUGUAUACAAACUUUUGGCUUCGGCUGAAGUCUUUCAAACUUUUGCAAGUUGUUUUAGAUUAAAAAAAAAAAAAAAGUUAAACAUGAAGAACACGCAAUGCGUGACAUCGAGUCACUUUUUUGGUCAAACCAACUGAAAAAUAAAUAGCGAUGAUUCAUACUUGUGGAAAAUAAUUAACCAUACUCUUUAAUCAAUACUGCAACUGAUGACAUUUGGAAAUCAUAUUUAUUUAUUUGGGAAAAAGCAAAGAAGUGAGAUUUGAAAUCAUCUCAUCUGCACAAUUCUUUUAAAAUAAUUUUCAAGUCUUUUUAAAAAACAUUACAGAGUGCUGUGCAGUUCACAAUCAAACAAAACAAUUUAAGGGUAUUAAAAUAGUAACUGAAAAAAAUUACAGGUAGAUAAGUGACACAGCUUCUCUGCAAAUAUGGACAUUGAAAAGUAAAUCUGAUUAUGGACUGUUUGCGGCUUCAUGUAUUUAUAGGAUGCCAAUUUCCAUAAGUCGUGAGAAAAUAGCAAAAACAAUCUCAAGCGCAAGUGACGACCUGAAAAAGCAAAGUACGAGUGUCCAUUGAAAUCUUUCCGCUAGGGAGCGCUGUCGGGUAACGGAGAACUUUCACCCGCAACUCAAGUUCGACCGAACUUUGGUGUCGAUGUGUGCCCUGCGACUGACAGGCGACCAGUCCAGGGAGUGGUUAAGUUAAUUGGGAUGGGCUUCGGCACUCCCACGACCCUUGUUGGGAUGAGCGGCUUGGAAAAUGGAUGAAAGCGCGGAUGGAUGGAUGGAGGUAGGUAGGUAGGGAGAGGGCUCCCGUAGUCUCCGUUCAU